Branchiostoma floridae (Florida lancelet) is the source of this 2087-nucleotide messenger RNA. Its product is annotated as zinc finger protein 525-like. Gene Ontology annotation, molecular function: DNA-binding transcription factor activity, RNA polymerase II-specific; RNA polymerase II cis-regulatory region sequence-specific DNA binding. The record is from RefSeq and is a predicted model, not a curated record. The coding region runs from base 146 to 1249 and encodes 367 amino acids. Gene Ontology annotation, biological process: regulation of transcription by RNA polymerase II. NCBI's taxonomy places the organism in Eukaryota, Metazoa, Chordata, Leptocardii, Amphioxiformes, Branchiostomatidae. The transcript has 2 exons.
CACACACACACACUAAGUGGAUAAUCAGGUAGAAAAUGUGACCUUUAAACCCACCGCAAGUUGACCUCUUCGCCUGAAAGACGCGCGCUUGCAGGAUUUUGUGAUUCGUGAAGGUUUUGAAAACAACGCUGGGAGCAGGGUAAACAUGGCAGAGGCAGGGAAUAGGUGUCCCACCGCUGUUCCUCUCGACGUCAAUAAUACGGCUCCUAUUGGAGUUUCAUGGGACAGGGCUGCAGGUAUGUUGGAAGACAAGGCGACAGGAACCAUAAGCAGUUUGGGCAGUGAUUCACAAGCUCAUACUGGAGAGAAACCCUACAAGUGUGGCGAGUGUGGGUACAGAACAGCUAACAAAUCUACUCUUUCUGUACAUAUGAGAAUUCAUACGGGUGAAAAACCUUACAAAUGUGACCAGUGUGACUAUUCUUGUGCCAUAAAGGGUAAUUUGGACCGACACAUAGCAAAACAUUCUGGUGAAAAACCUUACAUGUGUGGGGAGUGUGGGUACAGAGCAGCAUGGAAGUCUGACUUAUCCCAACAUGUAAGAACUCAUACAGGCGAGAAGCCCUACAAGUGUGACCAAUGCGAAUAUUUUGCUGCUCAAAAAUCUACUUUGGAUCGACAUAUAGCAGAACACACUGACGAGAAACUCUACAUAUGUGGGGAGUGCGGGUACAGGACAGCUUACAGGGCUAAGCUAUCCAGACAUAUGAGAACUCAUACAGGUGAAAAACCCUACAAAUGUGAGCAGUGUGACUAUUCUGCAGCUCGGAAAUUUACUUUAGACCAACAUGUAGCCAAACACACCGGUGAGAAACCCUACAUGUGUGGGGAGUGCGGGCACAGGACAGCUAAAAAGUCUACUCUUUUAGUACAUAUGAGAAUUCAUACAGGUGAAAAACCUUACAAGUGUGACCAGUGUGACUAUUCUGCAACAUCGAAAACCAAUUUGGACCGACAUCUGACAAAACAUUCUGGUGAAAAACCCUACAUGUGUGGUGAAUGUGGGUACAGGGCAGCACAAAAGUCGCACUUAUCCCAACAUGUAAGAAGUCAUACAGGUGAGAAGCCCUUCAAGUGUGACCAAUGUGACUAUUCUGCUGCUCACAAAUCUAAUUUGGAUGAACAUGUACUAGCUAAACACACUGGUGAGAAACCCUACAUGUGUGGGGAGUGUGGAUACAGGACAGCUUACAGUGCUAACCUAUUCAGACAUAUGAGAAGCCAUACAUGUAAAAAACCUUGCAGUUGAGACCUAUGUGACUAUUCUACUGCUCAGAAAGCUGCUUUAGACCAACAUGUAGCCAAACACACCAUAAUAGUGGGAACCCCGACAUUGUGGCAAAUGUGGUUACAGGACAGCUGAAAAGCCUUUAAGGCUACUCUUUCUGUACAUGUGAGAGCCCAUACAGGUGAAAAACCCUACAAGUGUGACCUGUGUGACUAUUUUACUGCUCAGGAAACCACUUUUGACCAGCAUGUAGUCAAAAAUUCUGGUGACAAACCCGACAAGUUUAGAGUUUCUUUUGUGUAGAUAAAAUAGCACUAAAAACCACUCCUUUUUAAGCAUUGUCUUUGUUUUUAUUCACAUUUGCUACAUAAAUCUUUGGACACAAUCAAUACCAUGUCAAAAGCUGAAGACUAGGACAGUCUAUAUGUAUAAUGCAAUGACAGUGAAACGUGCUAGUGAUCACCUAUGUAUUGUCUGGCUAUUUAUGCACAAUUAAACUACUAGUGACAACUUCUACAAAAAGACGAUUUUGCAUUGAUAUACCGUCAAACCUGUACUAUUGACCACCUUUACAAAAGAACAACCUGGCCAUUGAUAUACAAACCUGUACAACUGACCACCUCUACAUAAUGACCACUCGGCCAUUGAUAUACAGUCAAACCUGUACUGGUCGACUUUUCUACAUAUGGACCAUCGGUCCUUUGAUGCACAAUCAAGCAUGUACAAGUAACCACCUCUACAUAAGGACCACAUGACUAUUGAUAUACAGUCAAACCUGUACUAGUGACCACCUCUACAUAAGGACCACAUGACUAUUGAUAUACAGUUAAACAUGUACAAGUGUCCACCUCUACAUAAG